AUGCGAAAUUUGACGACGCUCGCCGUCGAGGCGCUCGGCGGCGGCGCGCCGUGGCAGGCGGUUGCGCCGGACGCCGAGGCGGCUGACGGAGUGUAUGUAGCGAGUGCAGAGCGAGGUGCCGAGGGGCUCGUGCGUCUCACGGUUGGCCGCGCGACGCCGAGCGCGUGCGAGGAGCUCGCUUCGCUCGCUGUCGUCGGCGCCCCUGGCAACAAUGCGGAUGAGAUCCGCCUGUUUCAGAUGCUUGCAGACGGCGGAGACGUCGCAGGGAAUGCGCCGGCGCUGUGCCUUGUUACAGCAGGUGGCGAUAUCGUGUACCUUUUGCUCGAUACACUCAAAGCAGAGAUCGUGGGGUCCGUCGAGCAGGGCCUCCUUGCCGCGCGCUGGAGCUUGGACGAAGAAGUGCUUGUCCUCAUCACCGCGCCGGGUGCAGACGGUGUCGCGAAGCUCUUGCUCAUGACGCGCGACCUCGAAGUACUCCACGAAGCGCCUCUGUCGACCGACGACUUUGGCGAGGACCAGCCGGUGAACGUCGGGUGGGGCUCCAAGGCGACACAGUUUCACGGAUCCGAGGGCAAGCAGGCCGCUGCUGCACAGCCGCGCGCGGGCGACGCGCGGGGGCCGCCAGUGCCGGAAGACGACGGACUGCCGCGCGUUGCGUGGCGAUCGGACGGCGCCUUUUUUGUCGUCUCCUCGCUGGAGCGCGACGCGUACGGCGCGCAUCGCAUCCUGCGUGUAUACACGCGCGCGGGUGUGCUCAGCGCGACGUCGGACGCGUCCGUGCGCGGCAUUUCGCACUGCCUCGCCGUGCGUCCGAUCGGCAAUGUGAUUGCCACGACGCAGCGCGCGGGCAGGACGCCGGACGGCGACGAGUGGGCGCCGGGCCGUGACGGGCGGCACGAUGUCGUGUUUUUUGAGCGGAACGGACUGCGCCACGGCGAGUUUUCGCUCCGCGAAGAGCACGGCGCAGGGCCAAAGGGGAAUACCUACGGCGAGGCACUUCCGACGUGGAAUACGCCGCACGCGGUGCAGUCGCUCGCGUGGAACGCGGAUGGAAGUGCGCUUGCAGUGCACCUCGUGCGUGGGCCACACGCUGUCGUUCAGGUCUGGACGACCAAGAACUACCACUGGUACCUCAAGCAAGAGAUCCAGCUGGAAGGACUGCGAGCGCUCCAAUGGCACGCCGAAGAACCGCUGUGGCUCUACCUUGUGCAUGCAGGCGGCGUCGAGAAGCGCGUCUAUGCCACAGAUACGGUGGUAUCGAGCGGAACACCGCCGCACGACGCGUCGUGUGCGGCGGUGGUCGACGGCCAUGCGCUCCUCCUUACGCCGUUCCGCCUGCAGAAUGUGCCGCCGCCGAUGUGUGCGGCGUGCAUUUUGGAUACGCCGCGCCUGGAGCCGUUUGUGCCGCAGGUGCCGGUGCACGUUGCGUGGGAUACCGUUGGGGGCGAUGCGACGACCGACUACCUUGCGGUGCUCUUUCGCGAAGAGGUGCAUGUCUGGCGCAUUGCCUACGGUGUGCUGGGCAGCCGUGCCAAGUGGGCACCUGAGCGCAUCGCGGUGCUGCGUGUGGUGCCCGGCGCGAUCCAGGUGGCGCUCGCCGUCUCGGACUCGAUCACCAUCGGCCUGCUCCGCCCCGACGGCGCCGAGUGGGUGCAGGGCGGGGACCGAGGCACGCUGGCGUUCUCGACGGGCGGCGCACGCCGGCUAGUGACCAUGCGCGAGACCAAGGCGCUGGUCGUGCACGGCCCCGACGGCAGCGUCGUCGAUGUCGCGACCUCGUCGCCACUGCCGUCGCUGCCGACCUUUUGCGAGCGAUUGGUCGUCUUUCCCGCGCCGCACGCCACGCCCCUUGGCCUGGCGCGCGACGGGCGGCUGGUCCUGCCCAACCGUACACUCGCAAAGGAUGCGACGUCGUUUGUCGUGACCAACCGGCUGGUGGUCUGGACGACGUGGACGCACGAGGCGCGCUUCCUGCCGCUUGCCGCGCUUUCGGGCGACGUGCAAACGCUCGAGCUCGGGCGGCGUGUCGAGCGUGGCAGCACGAUUGUGACGGCCGUGCCGAGCGCUAUGUCGCUCGUCCUCCAAAUGCCGCGCGGCAAUCUCGAGACGAUUUGCCCUCGCCCCAUGGUCCUCGACGUGAUCCGCGACCUGAUCGACCGCAGUGAGUACGGCGAGGCGCUGCGCACUGCGCGUGCGCACCGUGUCGAUCUGAAUAUCCUGCACGACCACAACCCCACGGCGUUCCUCGCGAGUAUUCCCAAGGUCCUGAAGCAGGUCGACAAUGUCGACCAUAUUAAUUUGCUGCUCUCGAGCAUGCGCAACGACGAUGUGACACAGACGCUGUACCGCCCCAUGGUGGGCGAAUCGCCCGCGGCCGACACGGCCGGCAAAGUGAAUACGGUGUGCGACGCGUUUCUCGGCGCGCUGCAGGUCGACGAGCGCCGCUACCUCUCUUCUGUGCUCACUGCGCACCUGCGCAAAGACGUGCCCGACUACGAGAGCGGCCUGCGUGUCCUGCUGCGGUACAAAGACACGGACCUUGCGCUGGCCGACGAGGCGUGCAAGUACAUCAUCUUUCUCGCGAACGCCGAGCAGCUCUUCCGUGUCGCGCUCGGCAUGUACGACUUCCAGCUUGCGCUGCUCAUUGCGCAGCACUCGCAAAAAGACCCCCGCGAAUACGUGUCGUUUUUGAGGGAGCUGCGUGCAAAGACGCCCGAGGCGUACCAGCGCUUUUGCAUCGACGACCACCUCGGGCGGCAUACCAAAGCGCUGCACUCGCUCGUGCACGCCGGCGACGACCGCGCGGACGAGGCGAUGGAGUACACAGUCCAGCACAAGCUGUACCGUGAAGCGCUCGACGCGUGGAAAGGGAAUACGGGCCGCCAGCGCCAGGUGUACGACCUGUUUGGCACCUACCUCGCGGCGCACCAGCGUGCCGGCGAGGCGGCGUCCGCCUUCCUCCUCGCCAAAGAGCCGCGCAAGGCCAUCGACGCGUUCCGUGAGGCCGACCAGUGGCAGGAUGCGCUGAGCACGGCGCUGAUGGAGCGCAUGCCGCGCCCCGAGCUCCUUGCGCUUGCCCACGCGCUCAUUGAGCAGCUGAGCGCGCGCGAGCAGUACGAGAGCGCGGCGCGCAUCUGCCUCGACCACGUCCACGACGUCGAGCAAGGCGUGAGUCUGCUGUGCAGCGCGCAGUGCCUUGCGGAAGCAUCACGCGUCGCUGCGGCGCACGAUCGCUUUGACCUGAUCGAGACGCACGUCGGCCCUGCGGCGCUCGAAGGGCAGUCCAACGCCAUGGAAGAGGCGGAUGCGAUCGACGAGCAGCUCGCCCAGCAGGUCGCGCGCCUUGGCGAGCUCGAGUCGAAAAAGACCCAGGAGCCCGCGCAGUUUUACAUGGAUGACGCCGGGCUCGAGAACAUCGAUAUGCAGAGCGAUACCAUGUCGCAGCUCACGCAGUUCACGCGCUAUACGGCCGCUCCGAGCGUCGCACAAACCAUGUCAACGCUGUCCCUCGGCACGCGCGCCACCGGUCGGUCCAAGGCGAAGCAAAAGAAGGAGGAAAAGAAGAAGAAUGCGGGCAAGAAAGGCAGCAUCUACGAGGAAAAGUACCUGCUCGACUCGGUCGCCAAGCUGCUCACGACGCGCCUCGGUGCACUGCAGCGCACCACGGCGCAGCUGCUCCCAGCGCUCCUUGCGCUCGGCACGAGCCACCGCGCCGCCGCACAAAAGCUGCAACACCGCCUGCUCGCCCUCGAGGCGAAGGCGACGCAGGCCGCCGACGCGCUCGGCGCGCGCGCCACCGCGCAGGACCAGCGCAGGCAGCAGGCCGAGCACGAGCUCGUGGCCGCCGUCGCACACCUCGCGCACCAGCCCGGCGACGAAGCGGCGCCCGGCGCGGCGCUCACGGCGCUGUACGCCUCUCGGCAUGCCACACGUGCGCCGGCCGCGUCGCGCCCCGACGUGUCGAGCGAACGCUGGAAGAUGCAUUUAUUGGAUACGCCGCAGGCGCCGUAG
Molecule: messenger RNA, 4011 nt
Organism: Malassezia japonica
Lineage: Eukaryota; Fungi; Basidiomycota; Malasseziomycetes; Malasseziales; Malasseziaceae
Gene: ELP1
Product: Putative elongator complex protein 1
Exons: 2
Coding region: 1-4011 (1336 amino acids)
Biological process (GO): tRNA wobble base 5-methoxycarbonylmethyl-2-thiouridinylation
Cellular component (GO): elongator holoenzyme complex; cytosol
Molecular function (GO): tRNA binding
Source: RefSeq, a predicted model, not a curated record